AUAUAUAUGAUGUAAGUUUUUUUAAAGACCUAUAUCAUUGUGUAUAUAGGCCUAUAAAAAUGUAUACAAAGCCUGUGAAAGAUAAUGCUGGAAAAUUUACAUUGCAUUUGUUUGACAUGUCAUCAUAUAUCAAAUAUUAUCUUUUUCUUCUCUUCAUUUGGGUCAGUGAGAGUUGAGAGCUACACCUGCCUUACAAGUGGUUACAAUGUGUUGCAGACAGUUUUCUUGUUUUUUUUUUUUGUGUGUUUUUUUUUUAAAUCAUUCAAAUGUUUUGUCAUACUAGCAUUUAUGUUUUGUGUACCUUUUUUGUUAUGUUAUUUGUAUUUUGUAAUGGUUUUCUUAAACAAUAUAGCCUACUUGAUAAAGCUAAUGUGUCCAUUGUUAUUAAAUCUUGAGAUUAACUAUAAUUACACCAAACUACAGCAAGCAAUAAUAUCGAUAAGGACAAAAAAAAAAUAUUUGAUAUGUAAAUAAUUUCUGUUACGUUGCGUCAGUUUGGUCAAUGCAGUGGCUCAGACGGUGACCGUUUCCAUAGUAACGAAUGUAAACAAUGAAACAAUGAGCCCUUGCAGCUCCAAAAUCAUCUUAUAGCUAGUUGUCUGAAGCAACGAAAGAUGCCGAAAAAGAAAGGAAACAAGGGCAAGGGAAAAGGAAAAGGCAAGAAAGAAGGCAAGCAUGAGUCUAAAGCCGACAAGAAUUCAGAGAUCGAAAAGUUCAAAUCAAACGCUGAUUUAUGGGAGGCGAAGUUUACUAUCACGGAAAUUUCGCGUGUCGAGUAUCGCGAAGCUACUCGCGCGCUCGCCAAAGCCAACGAGGAGCUCGCGAACCAGCAAUAUAGAGCCGAGAAAGACACAAACGAUAUUAUUAUUUUUCUGACGAGAACAGACCGUGAAAAGACAGCAACAAUUGCUGCAUUAGAAGAACAACUAAAAAGAGAAAAAGCGAAGGCUUUACAAGAGAAAGACCUUCUGGUGGCUGAAUACAUGCAGAAGAUUGAUGCUUUAGAAGAGAGGUUUAAGCAGAGGUCCAGCGACUUCCAGAGGAUGCAGGGCGAGCUCAAAACCAUUAAACAUUUUCGCAAAAUAAAGUCCAAUCUGGAAGAAGACCUGAUCAGUAUGAGAGAAAAAAUGUAUAUUGCUGACCGUGCACACCAAGAGAGUCUGACGAGAACAGAGUACAAGUUCUACACAGCACGAGUUCAUCUUGAGAAGGAAGCAGAGCAAAAGAUCACUCAGCUCGCAGAGCAAGCACAUCAUGAAGCUAUUGUGCAGCUCGGUACAGCAUCACAUACUGUGUUCAAGGAGAAUGAACGAUUGAAUGAGGCACUGAAUUAUUACGUGAAAGAGGCAGAGGAACUGAAGAGGACAAAUAUAACCUUGACAGAGAAGAAUGCUUCCCUUGCUCUCUUUAAGGAGACGAAUGAACUGAUGAGAAAAGAAGGUGAUUCCCAGAAUAGGUCCCAACAAAAUGAGAUCUCGGAGCUGAGGGCUAAAUUGGUCACACUUGAGCAAGCUCUGGGCAUCAUGUCUGGGGAGUUUGAGCAGGAGAGAGAAGAGGUGGAGCAGCGUGCCAUGGUCAGUAUGCAGGCCGACACUGCUGACCUUGAGAGGUUGGAAAUGCUUCUAGCUGCCCGCGAGAAGGAGCUGGGCCAAGUCAAACGGCUGGCUCAAAGCAUCAUCGAGCAGCGCAAAGAACUUGAACUCUUCUUUCAUGAAGCUCUUGACCAUGUAAGGAAGGAAAUAGGAACACAGCAACACUUCUACAGACAGGAGGCUCUGAAGGCCUAUCGCUGGAGAAUGAAUGAGGCUCGGGCUGGAAGGUUGGAGUAUCCUCGAAUACGGACCUUCUCUAAUGCCCCGCACAGCACCAAUGAUGUUCAGACUGACCUGGAAGAAGCUGACAAAUGGAGCAACUUGAAAAGCUCCAGUGUGGAUAUUUCUGAUCUAACAUGGGAGCAGAAAGAGAGACUACUCAAUCUGCUUUUUGCUAAAUUGAACGGGCAAAAAACAAGGAAACCCACCCAUCUUCCAGCUCUAGCAACAUCUUCCUCUGAGAAGAUCCAGGUUAGCAGUGAUGCAGGAUUUACUGAAGAAAAACGUAGCCUGACCUUUAUAACCCAGAUGCCAAUGCCCAGCAUGACCUCUGACUCCUGUGUUCUACCAGCCCUUAAGAGCACCUGACUGUAAAACUGGUCAUAUUGUGUUAUAGUUAAAUAUUUCAUCAAGACUGUAAUUCCCUGAAGUAAAAUCUUCAAAAUGUAUUUCAUCCAUCUUCAGACAAAUAUCAUCCACUCCCUUCUCUAUCCACUAAAUUAUUUUUUUAUUGUUCUAUUAGGUUUAGUCUGUAGUGUUAAUAUAUGAUUUUUUUCUCUGCUUAUUACUGCAUUCUGUAGCUAUAUUGUUCUUUCUCUUUUUAUCUCAAUCAUGAUGCUAUAUAACAAUUUUUCUUAUUUUUCUUAUUUUUCUUUAUUCUUAUAA
This is a messenger RNA of Cyprinus carpio (common carp), 2477 nucleotides long. It is a transcript of the gene bbof1a, whose product is annotated as basal body-orientation factor 1. The transcript is spliced from 12 exons. The record is from RefSeq and is a predicted model, not a curated record. Bases 615 to 2180 code for a protein of 521 amino acids. Lineage: Eukaryota; Metazoa; Chordata; Actinopteri; Cypriniformes; Cyprinidae.